AUGGGAAUUCCUGGUCCACCCCUGGACCACAAAGUAAGUAUAAAACUUUCUCUCACGUGCUUUGCACGUGCACGCGCAACACCCAAAAAAAACCCUAUCUCUUCCAACUCCAACUCCAGCGUCGCCUACCUCCCUCCAGCGCCGCUUCCUUCCCGUGCCUCCAUCGUCGCCUGCGAACUCCCUCUAGCGGCGUCUACAGCGCCGACCUCCAGCAAGUAUAGCGCCAUCUCCAGCGUCGACCUCCAGCGCCGCCUCCGCACAAAAGCCCUAGCGUCUCGACAUCUAGUGCCGCCUUCCUCUACGCUGCCUCCAUCCAGCAUCGCCGACCUCCAGCGCCGCCUCCAGCCAGCAUCGCCGACCUCGGGGACCUCCAGCAACCUCCCGUCCUCCACCUCCAGCGGCCUCCGGGCACAAGUGGUUGGAUGGCCACCGAUCCGAAGUUAUAGAAAGAACACAAUGGUCACAAACCCGACCAAGAAGAAGGAGGAUGAUGAAGUGAAACAAGGGACGGAAUGCCUCUAUGUCAAGGUCAGCAUGGAUGGAGCUCCAUAUCUCAGAAAAGUUGACCUCAAAAUGUAUUCCAACUAUAAGGAACUCUCACUGACUCUUGAGAAGAUGUUUACUUGCUUUACUAUUGGAUUGGAACUAUUCUCUACUUCAACUAGUACUAAUUCUUUGUAGUUGGUGUUGCGGCAUGUUUACUGAUUCAUGCAGAACGUUGAGGAUCAUGAAAGGUUCAGAUGCAAUUGGUAUUGGUAUAUGUUUCCAUUUCGUCCUCUGUUUCUUAAUCAGCAAUCAUUAAUUAUCAAACAAAUUCGGAUUGGUUGAUAACAUACAAGCUUAGUUUUUUUACCCCUACAAUAUCUCUGAAGUAUGCGUAAUUGUCAAUAAUUAAUCUAAGCUGAUAAGCCCUACUGUUAGCCUGUGGUUGACCAGAUCUUGUACCUGAUAGAAUUCGCAACAGUUCGUAUCCUGUUUCCUAACUGAGUAAAUUUUGGUGCAGCUCCGAGGGCCAUGGAGAAAUCCAAGAGCAGAAACUAACAAAACAUGCAGACCAAACUAGUUGCAACUGGCUCACAGAAACUGAAAGAUAUCUGUUUAGUCUUGUCUUUAUUUUGUGAUUUACCAGAGUGGAGUGAAACCUCUAGUUUACUUGCUAGUUCGUGGACAGUGUUGGUAGUUGCUGUAGUAGGUAUUAUCUUGUCAUCUCGUAUGCAUUGGUAUUAGAAGUGUGCUUUCAUUAA
Molecule: messenger RNA, 1244 nt
Organism: Zingiber officinale
Lineage: Eukaryota; Viridiplantae; Streptophyta; Magnoliopsida; Zingiberales; Zingiberaceae
Product: auxin-responsive protein IAA19-like
Exons: 4
Coding region: 1-681 (226 amino acids)
Biological process (GO): regulation of DNA-templated transcription
Cellular component (GO): nucleus
Molecular function (GO): protein binding
Source: RefSeq, a predicted model, not a curated record